CGGCGCUCCGGCUCCUCACACCGGGGGCGCCGCCGCCGCAGUCACAUCUCCGCGCUGUCAGACCCCACGAGGAAACUCUGUUCAACGCCUCAAAGCAGGACUUUCUUUCUUUCGGAUGACACCGGACCGGAACCGACGGAACUACCCGAACAUGACAAGUUGGGUCGGUUUGCCGACUCCAGUCAGCUCGACGUAGCGCGGGGUGGAAAGUCCGGAAAAAGUCGCCGUCGUCCGCAGCGAACCGGAGGAGCGACGACAGCACGAAAUCUGAGGGGACUUUUUUUUUAUUUUUUUUUUUUACCGUCGACUUUUCUUCCUUGCUGGCUUUUAUUAUCGGUUUCCCUUUUAGUUUUGUGGGUUUUUUUCGGUGAAUUCUCCUCUUCCGGAGCGGCCUGGACGCGUUGAGCUGCCUUUAAAGCCACUUUGUUGUUCUUGUUCGGACGUCGCUGCGUUGCCUCAGCAUGUUGCCGAGCACGGCGCAGUACGCGAUGAAGAAACGGAAGAAGCCGGUGCAGAAAACCCGUCCUGAAAGCCGGCUCCAACGGCUCCAGCUGGACCGCCGAGCGGACCCCGGUGUUCGGAGGAAGCGUCCAGACCGCUCAGACCUUCGCCCCCGAGGCGACCUCCAUCGACGGCGUCAGCUUCUCCGAGGCGGACCUGCUGCUGCAGGCGCUGAACGGCUUCGUGCUGGUGGUGACGGCCGAGGGCUACGUCUUCUACACGUCGCCCACCAUCCAGGACUUCCUGGGCUUCCAUCAGUCGGACGUGGUCCAUCAGAGCGUCUUCGAGCUGAUCCACGCAGACGACCGCGCGCUCUUCAGACGCCAGCUGCACUUCUCCCUCAACUCCGACGCCGACGGCUCCGAGAGUCCCAGUGAGCAGAGCAGCGCUGAGAUCAGCACCAACGUGGUCGCCUACGACCUGCAGGCCAUGCCUCCUGAGAACUCCUCCUUCCUGGAGAGGAACUUCUGCUGCCGCUUCCGCUGCCUCCUGGAUAACUCCUCCGGCUUCCUGGCCCUCAACUUCCGGGGCCGGCUGAAGUUCCUGCACGGUCAGAAACGGCUGUCGGAGAACGGGGCGCUGGUCCCGCCGCAGCUGGCCCUGUUCGCCAUCGCCACGCCGCUGCAGCAGCCGUCCAUCCUGGAGAUCCGCACCAAGACGCUGAUCUUCCAGACCAAACACAAGCUGGACUUCACGCCCAUCGGCAUCGACGGGAAAGGGAAGAUGGUUCUGGGCUACAACGAGGUGGAGAUCAGCAUGAAGGGCUCCGGCUACAGCUUCAUCCACGCCGCCGACAUGAUGUACUGCGCCGACAAGCACCUGCGCAUGAUCCGGACCGGAGAGACCGGCUUCACCUUCUUCAGGCUUCUGGCCAAAGACCGCCGCUGGGUGUGGGUCCAGUCCAACGCCCGGCUGGUCUACAAAGACGGGAGGCCCGAGUUCAUCGUGGCCCGGCAGAGGGCCCUCACGAACCAGGAGGGGGAGGAGCAGCUGCGCCUGCGGCAGCUGCAGCUGCCGUUCAACUUUGCCACCGGGGAGGCGCAGCUGUACGACCUGCCGCUGAGCCUGGACCCCCCGGACCUCUGCUCCGCCCCCAAGCAGCGGAAAGUCGACGGCGAGUCCGAGAACGCCAACUCGCUGCUGGGCUGCCUGCUGAGCCAGGACCGCGCCGCCUACUGCCAACACGAGGCGCCCAACCUCCUCAGCUCCAUCAGCGACGUGGCCUUCCAGGACAGCCACGCCACCGUCAGCAUCCCCAGGGAGCCCGAGGCCAAGCCGGCGCACGGCGGCCCGGGGCUGGCCGCGGACCCCACCAUCCGGGAGGUGGUGGAGACCCUGGAGCAGAUCUUCGGGGAUUCGGAUCUGAUCGAGGCGGUGGACGUGGGGCCCGAGGAGCUGCAGAGCUGGGAGAACUCCCUGAUGCUCUUCCAGUCCGGCAGCGACGUCUUCAGGGACGACCUGAGCGACGUCCUCAGCAGCGACAUCCUGUCCUACGUGGCGGAGCAGCUGCAGGCCGAGACCGGCCUCGUCUUCCCAGAGCAGCUGGACAAACGCCCCCAGAGCCACGACUCCGACCUCGGCAGGCAGCAGAGCUCCGGCUGGGCCGUCCCGCCCCAGAACCAGCCCACCCCCAACGGAGGGCCGCCGCCUCCUCUGUCUGGCACGGCCAAGCUGAGCCACCUGGACUUCCCUGCCGCGGGUUCUCCCGGGCUGAACGGCCUGCGGGGGCCGGCUCCGCCCCCCCUGCAGCCGAGCGGCGCCCCCGUGUUCAACCCUUCCUGUCGCCAGACGCAGAGUCAGCAGAGGCUGUUCAGAAGCAGCCCGGCAGACCUGACCCGGCAGCUGAUGGCCGAGCAGACGGCGCCGGCGGCCCAGGGGCUCCCUCGCGUAGGGGGGCCCGCCCCCGACCAGAACCCAGCCUUAAACCCCGUCUUUAUCUUUAAAGGCAACCAGUGGACCGACUCAGACGCGCCCCAGAACUUUGUAGAGCCGUACGCCCCGAAUAUUUCAAGCAGCCUGUGUGCAGACUCCGCCUCCGCCCGCUACGCCUUGCAGCCGCCGGACGUGCCGCAGCAGAUGGCCGCCGCCGCCGUCAACCGAGCAUCCGGGUUUCAAGCGAGCGUCAACAACGCCUUCUGGCCCCCGGAGAGCGUCGCCUUCCCCGAUCAGCUCGACUGCAUGUUCAGUAACCCGGCGGCGCCGCGCCUGUCCAACGGCGUCCACCACGGCCCGGCGGGCGUCAUCCCCGACCCCUUCCAGGCGCCCUCCAAGACGCCCUGCUACUACCAGGCUCUGGCCCGAGGCGAGACCGUGGCGGCGCUGCCGACCCCUAAAGACGCCGCCGCCUACCAGAUGGCCGCCGGCCUCAAGUCCAACGGCCUGACGAUGCAACAACACUUCCUACACUUCAGUGAAAACACGCAGAUGGACAGCCGUCCCCUGGUGGGGAACGGAGGGCUGCCCUUCGCCUUGCUGCCCAACGGGAACACGUGCCUCACGCAGAACAAAUAGCGGCGAGGAGGAGAACCUUAAAGACUGGAUGUGGACUAAAGCGGAUUAGACUGAAGAACUGAAACGGUUUGGCGGCGUCUGCUCAAGGCGAAGACGUCCAGACGGGAAGGAAAUCAGGAGACAGGGCAGACGAUUAAUCAAAGCUGAGGGAGAGAUGCAAGUGAUAUCAUAUGGAAAAACGUCUAAUUAAACGGCUUUCCACUACUGUCCAUCAGAUCGGAGCUUUUCAAGCAUCUGUUGUAGCACUUAUUAAGCGAUUUGGAUGAUCAUCAUCUAUUCUAUUGAUAUUUAGUUAUAAAGGAAUCCAAAUCGUCCCAUAAAUAAAGUCCUUCACAUUUAGCGGUGAGAAACAACUGUGAUCUCUGCGGGGCGUUUUUUUUUCCCCAGCCACAUUUUCCGACGUGAACCGCGACGCAAAAUCAAUCAGGAGCGUCUGGAGACGAACAGAAAGCAUUAAAAAAAAACAACGUUUACUUACAACACUUGAUAACGCAAGGGGAAGCGAGUUUAGACGUCAGAAAUCCGGCUAAAACGUGACAGAACGCGAGUCGUUUUUGGCUUCGCCCACAAGGGGGCGCCAGUCGCCUCAAUCGCCACCGGGAGAACCCGUCCACAAUGGAAUAAAUGAGCGCCACCCCAUCAGGACAGUCCGGUAGCCUAGUGGCCACUAGUGGUAUUGCACUUUACGGCGCCGCCUCCGUUCGUCGGCCCGUUUCAUCCGCGCUCAAGGCGAACUUUCGGAAAGAGAACGAGAAUACGGAACCGACCGCGUGUUUUUCCGCUGUCGUCUUCAGCGCACAAACGUUGGGCUCGGUUUCCUGAUCCGAACGCCGGGACGGAUCGGACGGAUCACUGUUUUAUCGCCGUUCAUAUCCGUCUCCAUUUAGUCCAUUUCAGCUGUCCCCAUAGGGGGGGGGGGGGGGGGGUGGAAAAACGUACAACGGAGCGACAUCAUCGUCCGAUCAAGAGCCCGAAAGUCGAGUCGAUUCAGUGAAAACAGCUGCUUGUUUGUAGAUUUUUAAAGCUUUGUCUCUGAGCCAGAUGUUUCUUUUUGUUUUAUUUUAUUUUAUUUUUUUUCUUCUGUGUUUUUGCUCCUAUCUUGUCUGGGGGGAGGGAGGAGGGAGCUUUUAAAAAGUUUUAAAAAUUGCGUUAAAAAUCGACCAAAUUGCUUUUAAGACAAAACGAAGCCAAACGUUGAGAUUCUUUUACGCUUUUUGCCAAAGCACAGAAACACUUCCUGACGCCACUUUUAACGACGAAACGGGCACAAAUUAAGACUUUAGCACUUAUAUUUUUUCCUCUCUUUUUUUUUUUUUUUUUUUAAAGAAAUAAUCCUUGCUGCGCUCUAUUUGCACUACAUUAAAAAUUAAUUGUUUGGUUUAUUCUAACGAGGCUCGCGUCCUUAAACCCGUCCAGCAGCAAAACACAGAAGUAAAACGGUUAUAAAAGGCAGCUAUUGUAAAUAUUAGACAAGGAAAAGAAAUGGAAAAACACGGAGUCAUAAAUAAAUGCCUUCUGAUCCACCCGGUUUGAACCGUUCAGCCCAAACUGAGCCAACUCCGACAGCGCUUCUCCCAGAAACGAGAAGACUAGCGAUUCCCGUCGGACUUUAGGGGAAACCUGACCCGAGUCGUUGGUGUGAGAACCAAAUUAUCGUAACCAAAGUCACGCGGGAAGCUUUGCUCCCGAGGAUACCAAAGGGAACGUUAUCCCAGAACCCAUCGACUAAACCGUUUUCUUCACAUCUUUGUCCUCAGACGCAGUAGAAGCCAUGUCCACUGCUCAGGUCCCGCCGUGCGUGGGUUUGUCCCGCGUUAAAGCCAAAAGACGCGUAGAUCCAGACGUCGUCUAUGGGCGACUCUGGGGGAAAAAAUGUUUGCUAUCCGGCGUUUAGCACCACCUUUCUCACUAGUUUCUGGCUCAAAAUCUCCAGCUCCAGUUGGUAUUUUACAGUAAAUUAAUGAAAAAGAAACAUCUCUUGGAAUCAUUGAAAGUCUGGAGCUCAGAUUCAGUCAAGACAAUAAAAAAAAAAAACCCAAGAUGAAGCGCUUCGUCUGGAGGCGUGAUCUCCUCUCCGUCAGUGCCUUUGUUUCACAAAGUAUUCUAUGUAUAGAGAUAUAAAUAUAUAUUGUUACUCGCUCUUACACUAUAAAAAAAAAAAAGCCUUUAAUACCUUACCUAUACUUUUGAAAAGCCAGGCCUUCAUUAUGCAGUAUCUACCCUCGUUUGUACAGACGUCCGUACUGACUUUUUCUUUCAUAUAUCCUGUGUCGUAACGAUGUAUCUUUGCCUUUAUUUGACCCACGCCUCUGUUAUUUUGUAUUUUGUUUUCCUGCACAGCUCGUACACACGCCUCCUGCUUCCUCUUUACUCCACCUUGUGAAUUUGCUCCAAAUGUUUGUUUGUUUUUUUUUGUUUUUUUGCCUCUGAACCCUGUAUCUUGUGUGUUUGGGUCCGACUGUAAAUCUCCGCCACAUUAAAGGUGAGCUGAUCACUGUAA
Messenger RNA from Fundulus heteroclitus (mummichog), 5512 nucleotides. RefSeq names its product aryl hydrocarbon receptor 2 (gene ahr2). Gene Ontology annotation, biological process: regulation of transcription by RNA polymerase II. Lineage: Eukaryota; Metazoa; Chordata; Actinopteri; Cyprinodontiformes; Fundulidae. The record is from RefSeq and is a predicted model, not a curated record. Gene Ontology annotation, cellular component: aryl hydrocarbon receptor complex; nucleus. Gene Ontology annotation, molecular function: protein dimerization activity; transcription cis-regulatory region binding; nuclear receptor activity.